GUUGGACAGCUCACCCGGAGACUGAAGACAGAGGACAUUCAGAAACCGGAUCAGAGGACAUUCAGAAACCGGAUUGGAGACAUUCAGAAACCGGAUCUCACUCAAAACACCAUGAAGGGAUUUUUUUCCAAGUGUGUAUGCGUGUGGAAGCACCAGAGACACAAAAUAACCACAAAGAAAAAAAGAGCACUUUAAAGAGUGUUUUGGUGGACUCUGCUGCGCUGAUGUGCCCGGAGGAAAAAGAGGCGUUAGAAGGAUUGAUGACAUCGUGGGAAACCGCAGCUCUGACAGCUGUGAUGUCACAGCCCAGUCCCUAAUGUCUGUACGUGGGAUAAGGAAAGACUUGAAGAGAACGGGGGAUCUGGCAGCGGGACCACGACGGGGAGCGAUGCGUUCACUGGCGUGUGUUGUCCCAAUCUGACGGGACAACAUCUGCAGAUGAUGCAAGAUAACGGGACUCAAGUCACCUCAGUAUUUUUGCUUUGUAUUAUACAUCAGCAGGUGUUGUGUUAGUCAGUGCUAAAACUGAACCAUGUUAUUGAUGUUGUGACAUCAGAACUCUAUCAUCCAUCACAUAUUUCAAAAAGGCCAAACAGCUCCUUCUUAACAGUUACACCUGCAGCAUUAAUUCAUUUGUUCAUGUGUUGUCCAAGCCUUGUUUGCACUGUCCGUGUCUAACCCAGCUGAUGUCUUGUAUAAAUGUCUUUGUCCUUAUGUAACUGUAUUGUUGUUUUAGUUGUUUACAUUUUAUCUUUCCAUAUUUAUGUCUUGUAUUAAUGUCUGUCCUGUAACCAUGUUUUAUGUUUCUGCAGAACAGGAACCUGCUGAAAACCAGUUUUUAAACUGAGUCAGGCCCGUUUUUACAUUGUAAUGUAAUGCUACUUUUUCUAACUUUCCUGUAUAAUAAAUAUGAAUGAAUGAAUGAAUGAAUGAAUGAAUGAAUGACUUCAUCGGGGCCGGAGCAUUACAUCACACCAGGUUGUUGCUACGUCUCCGUCCACGUGUCCAUCGAAUUAUCUGAAGUUUGUAAAACCUCCUGAGAAUAAAUGUGGUGAACGUGUGUUUCCAUCCAUCUAGGGAACGCACUAAACACCAAUCUGCGAGGCAGGGCCUGUUUGCUCAUGACAUGCAAAAUAGUGACGUAAUGUUGGCGUUACAGCGAUCAUUUAGCUGCUCGUACUGUGGGAAAACAUUUGGCUGCAAGGCCGAUCUGAAGACUCACGUGCAAUGUCACACAGGGAAAAAAGCUUACAACUGUUUAGUCUGUCAAAAAUCUUUCACACAGAGUGGAAACUUACAGGCACACAUGAGAAUCCACAGAGGAGAGAAGCCUUUCAGCUGCUCUGAGUGUGGUAGAGCUUUUACUGAAAAUGGAACCCUGAAGAGACACAUGAUGAUUCACACAGGAGAAAGACCUUACAGCUGCUCAGUGUGUCAGAGAGCUUUCACACGGAGACAACGUUUAAAGAAACACAUGAGAAUCCACACAAGAGAGAAAGUCUGUACUACACGAUUUGGCUACAAGUCAGCUCUGAAGAAACAUCUAAAAGUCCACACGGGAGACAAACCUUUCGGCUGCUUUGAGUGUAGUGAAGCUUUCACUGAAAAUGGACUCUUGAAGACACACAUGAGAACUCAUACUGCAGUGUUUGUGACAAAAGAUUAAUCUGGUGCACCAGACUCAACAACCAUCAGUGUAUAGGUCAUCAGUCCUCAGCUUCAUCAGAGACGGACCAGCACAUGGAAACAGAAGCUGAUGGAGAGGACUGGAGGACCAGAGCUAUGCGCUGAAAUAUGUGCCAAUAAAAACUGAAUUGGAAUAAUUUAUAUUUGAAUUUGAAUUGCUAAACUUGAAUCAUUGCAUUGAAAAACUGAAUCUGAAUGGUGUAGUUUGAAAUUGAAUUUAUUCGUUUGUGGAGCCAAUAAAAUAUGAUCA
Messenger RNA from Etheostoma spectabile (orangethroat darter), 1936 nucleotides. Its product is annotated as gastrula zinc finger protein XlCGF49.1. Gene Ontology annotation, cellular component: nucleus. Lineage: Eukaryota; Metazoa; Chordata; Actinopteri; Perciformes; Percidae. Bases 1127 to 1666 code for a protein of 179 amino acids. The record is from RefSeq and is a predicted model, not a curated record. Gene Ontology annotation, biological process: regulation of transcription by RNA polymerase II. The transcript is spliced from 2 exons. Gene Ontology annotation, molecular function: DNA-binding transcription factor activity, RNA polymerase II-specific; RNA polymerase II transcription regulatory region sequence-specific DNA binding.